AUGAUCUUUAAUAUGUCUUUAAAAUUUUGCAAUUACCCAUAGUACUAUAACAGGGGUGGGCAACUUCUCCAGUCGGCGGGCCGGAUUUAGGAAAAUGAAGUUAUUGGUGGGCCGGAUUAUUACAUGAAUAAUAUUCAAUAUUCAAUGGUCGGAUACAGUUAGCGGGCCAGUCAAAAUCCCUUCAGGGGCCGGACCUUCCCGCGGGCCGUAUGUUGCCCACCCCUGUACUAUAAAGUGACAAAAAUGGGCCGUCACGUGACUGGAAACUGGAUUAGAACGCUAAUUGGCUGUUGCGAUUACUUCUUUAAUUAAUAAGGCGUUUCAAACGUCGUAUUUUGCAUGUGUCGAAUAAAAUAGUUUGAAUUAAGUGAAUGCGAAAUUCGGCGUAUGAAACAAUUAAAUUCGACUGCUUUAAUUGACGUCGACUUUAACUUUAAAUUCGAUCGGUUUGGUCACAUUAUGCGACGAAAGUGCGACGUCGUUUCAAACGGGGAAUUUUGCAUGUGUCGAUUACAAUUUGUCUCUCGCGUUUUACUCACAAUAAAGUCAGGAACGAGAUAAAGCGAAGACGUCGUGUAAUAAUUGCAUUCGACAAAUGCAAAAUUCGACGUUUGAAACAGGCCUAAGAAUUCGUUGAAAAAGUAAAGUGCAAGCCCACAAGCAUGUAAAUAGUCUACAUUAAUCUAACCUGAUUCAUAUUUCAUAGGUUUAAUUUUUCUUUAACAAAGGAAUAAGAAAUAAGAAAGAUCUCUUUAUUUCUUACUUUAGCUGACUAGAUCGUUCUUCAAAGUUUUCUGCAUGGAACUCAGAAUAGAUAUCUGACUCAGCUAAAAUUCUUUAGAUUCGAGUGAGGCAAGCUGCUAUCUUGAUAGGUGGCAAAACUGACGAUAUUUAUGAUUAAUAUCUGCUUUUCUUGAGUUGAUACACAGUUGGAAAGUUGAUAGUCUAGGUUUAGUUUUUAAAAUAUUUGAUAGGAUGGGGUUUUCAAACUUCUUUUAGCCUUUUUUAUCAUUUUGAGUUCUGGUUUUUGCCGCCUUUCAAGAUGGCGUCCUUGCCUCACCUUGACACGAUAGUUAGACAUCUAGACGAUUGGGUUCAUUGGCGUAGGAAGAUUGAUAAUGGGGGGGGGGGGCUCAAAUUAUUAUAUGCACAUUUUAAUGCGUUAAAACAAUGCAUUUCGAAGGAAUUUAAUACCGCAUACAUCAAUGUGGGCCUACCACCCCACUCCCCAAUUUUCGAUCUUCGUAAGCCCAUGGGAAAAAGCAUGCUCAAAAGGGCAUUAUUUGAAUAGUCGAAGUCUUCGUUUGCAUAGCUAAUCCUAAAGUGUUGAAUUAUCACAAAUUUGGCGAACUCACACAAUAUAUAAUUAAACGUUUAGUAGCCUUAUAUUGACACAUACACCUGCCGAAAGUCAUUUACAAGUCAAUUCACUUUCACAAUAUCAGUGAAUUCGAUCAUAUUCUGUCAAAUCUGGGUGGGUUAUGAGCACGACAUAACGUUGUAUUUGUAAAUUUUGCUAACAUUAUUUCAACGCUUGUUUGAAAAACACUUGUAGAACGUCUUUAUUAGCUAAGAAUGACAUCAAUUAGUGGUGUCAAGUUGGAUUCUGGCCAGAAACGAAGAGACGUAUUUGCUAAUGGAUCUACUUCAAAAGCACUGAGCAUGAAAAACCGAAGCGCUGCUACUAAAUGGCAACAACUUGUCGAUAAGAUCGAACUACAAAUGUUGGAAAAAUCAACAGAGCACGCGCUAAACUGUAGCAAAUUGCUUGAUAAACAAAAGGAGCUUUUGAGGAAAACCGCGUCGUUACCAUGUCCAAAUGACUUACGCCAUCGCGAAGAAGAAUCCGUACCCGCUUUUCUGAAAGUUUACAACAAUUUAAUGUCUUCGAUGUCGAAAACCGCGGGAACAAACUCUUCAAAUUCAGACAAAUGUUUAACGGGCAGCCGCAUAGCAAGACCGACACAAAGCUCACAAAGAAAGCGUGCGCUGAGAAAGAACGUCAGUUUUUCAUUGCUUCAAUUACAGAAAGGAAAAUCUGAACAUAAAAUUACAGAACCUAAAAAUAAAAUGAUUUCUGGAAGUAAAAUCCGAAAGGACGAUAAUGAAUCGAUAUCAGCGGGAGUUGUGGACGAGCAGGAAGAACAAAAAAGUGAGUUCGAGUACACAAAAGAGGACUUGUACAUAAAUCGUAAAUUAUACUGCUCUCCCCUUGUCUUACCAAAACUGCAUGAGCAGGUUUUUCGUCGACCAAGGUUUCGCUCUUUUGAUAAAGAGAAAUUUGAGUACAGGAAACAACUCAGUCUUGAUGAAACAUCUUGGGAAGAUUUACAUCGAUGCAGAUACUUGCGCGUCCGUCAGAAACCGUCUAACCAAGAUUAGCUUCAUCGGUAAUCUUCAAGUAUACAAUAAAACGAACGGAAUAGAGCAUCUGAAUAUGUUUAACAGAAAUUUAUGUUUAAGAUUAAUGAUCGAAAUCGUAUGCAAUUGAUUUAGGGGCUGUUUACAUGAGCUCGGUAACCCGGAUUCAGCGAGGCGUGAAAUGAUUUUGAGUCAUUAAAAGGAAAACUUUAAGCGCAAAAUAUACAAACUUUUCUUACAAGCGUCAUAUGUCAUUUUAGUCGAGUGAUUUUCAAAUAAGGCUAAUUUGUUUUUAUUUUAAAGGUUUUGUUAAUUUGCAAAGUCAGAGAAUAAAGGAAUUGCUGAAAUAAGUUUUUGUAGUGAAGUAUUUAAUCUUUUCCAUUUGCCAAAAUAAUUUAACGCUUCGCUGAAUCCCGGCUACCGGGCUCAUGUAAUCAGCCCCUUAAAUUUCCUUGGCAAAUUUAUUUUGAUACAAUCAAAAGACAUUCUUAAAAUCGUUCAUUGUCAAUGCAAAACAACGCUGGCUGUUCAACAGUUAGCCCAUAAACGAGUAAAUCGUCCUUCAUAUGUAUGAAAGAGCCUAAUUAAGAUGCAUGCAAUUGUAUGCACAGCUUUGAAUAUAUACCCGUCAACAUGUGUACCUGCUGUAAAAAUUUAUUGUCUCGAAAACAAUUUGUAUAGGUAAUAGUAUAGUUUCCAGUGAAAUUACGGAUAAACUUGCACGAGGGAGUUUUCUCGCAAUGCAGCGGAAUAGUGCACAGUCUUAAAAAAAACUCACGAGUGCCGUAAUUUCACGAGAAUUAUGUACUCUGACAUCUUUCUUUACUGGAACGUCUAAAUUUGUCUCACUUAGUUACUCUCUAUACCGCUUCAGGAAAGCGGGUUAGCCUCGAUACGCAUCCAAAAAACAGUACUUGCUGUUGUGUUUUUAUUUUUAGCAUUUUUUUGUAAUUAUAGAAUUUCAAACGAUUGCAAUAGCGGAAA
Messenger RNA from Xenia sp. Carnegie-2017, 3345 nucleotides. RefSeq lists its product as uncharacterized. The transcript has a single exon. NCBI's taxonomy places the organism in Eukaryota, Metazoa, Cnidaria, Anthozoa, Malacalcyonacea, Xeniidae. The coding region runs from base 1576 to 2382 and encodes 268 amino acids. The record is from RefSeq and is a predicted model, not a curated record.